Rotaria sp. Silwood2 is the source of this 200-nucleotide messenger RNA. Lineage: Eukaryota; Metazoa; Rotifera; Eurotatoria; Philodinida; Philodinidae. The record is from the annotation of a GenBank genome assembly.
AUGAAAACACGUCGUCGUACCGUUGAUUCUCGUUCACUUGUAUCAGACAAUGAAAGUCUUGAUGCAUUUGCUUCACCAUUACCUAUUUCACCAUCAACAACAACAACAGCAACAACGACUGCUGAUUUGUUAACAACAACUGAUGAUGCAUUAGCAAAGGCGACAUUAAAGCAAGGGGGAAAGUGCUGGCGUCCGGGAGC